Molecule: messenger RNA, 9828 nt
Organism: Paramuricea clavata
Lineage: Eukaryota; Metazoa; Cnidaria; Anthozoa; Malacalcyonacea; Plexauridae
Source: the annotation of a GenBank genome assembly
CCAUUCAUCCAGGAGGAAUAACUGAAAAUACUAUAGAAUUUGUCUUGAAGGAAUUCACCAAUAAAUCAGUCAGGUAGCUGUAUUAUACUGUACAUAUUUUAGGCAAUUAGCAGUUUCGAAACCACGGCGGGUGCCUGUGAUAAAAAUCUUGACUGCAUGUCAGACAAAAAAUUCAGUUUCAAAGAGGGAAAAUGUCCCAAAAUGAGCCUAUUGAUCUUAGAGCAAAUGUUAUAAUCUUUUAAAUAAUAAAUCGUUCUUGUUAAUUUCAUUUUAUAAUUAUCCCUGUGAAAAUGAUACAUAGUGUUACUACUAUUACGGGGAGGUUAUUCCAGGUAUAGUUUCUUCAUUUCCCCCGCAGGGUUUUGUCCCCAGAGGGCCAAAACCCGAGGAGGGCAUAUAUAGAAUUCCUCUCGUAUAUAGGUUGUAUUGUUCAGUCGUGAGGAAAAAUCUGGGUUUGCUCAGUCAAGCCCGCAAAGGGGUAUUGGGAAAUUGCCGCAAGUAGCAUUGCCAUUGGGAAUGAAAACCGCAAGUAGCAUCCGGAAUGAAGGAUUUAAACGGAAUUGUGGGAUAUAUCACAUUUAUUAGUACAGAUUCUGUACUAAAACCACUAAUUCUGUUUGUGAUUGGCGCGGUUUAAUCAAAGAAUCUCCCCGUUGAACCAGAGCCUUCGCGACGUUUCAAUUUAUUAUUUACUGUCGAAGGCUCUGGAAGUUUCCUCUCCAUAAGCUGUGAAGAUAUAACUUGUUUAAACAUCUGUCAUGUUUUCCUAAACGUAUAAACAAUGCAGGGAUCAAUCGGGCCGAUUUCACGUUUUUAUACAGAAUGUUAAUGACGAAUAGCACUGAAUCGGCAGGAAAAAUCGCUGUGUGUAAACAUAGCUAAUAAAAAUCGCCCAGAGAUUCUUAGUUUCCGUAAAUUACGCAGCCUGAAACAUUGGGCAGUUUUAGUGUAAACUUAGCCUGCGUAACGGCUCUCAGAGAAAGUAGAGCCUGCACGAAACCCCCUGCUUUGCCGUAUUUACUCGUUCUCUCAGAGGACGAGAAAUCUGAUUGGUUCAAAAUGAAAAAGUAUGCUAAUUUAUGCUAAAAUUGAUACAAACACGGCGGAUGUAUUUUUGAGAGGCGUUUCUUUGAGUUUUGCAUUCAAAAGAACUUAAAGGCCACGAUUUACGGUUGAACAUUAAAGUUAUUUACGAACUUGGUUCACGAAGCUCUAGAGAUAUUGACUGUGGUGUCUUCGUUGGAUUGCUGGAUUGCCAGGAGAGAAUUGCUAUAAAUGCUUAUGUCUUAUGAACAGGACUUGCUCUCUGUGAAGUGAUGGCUUUAAACACCUUUAAUAUUCUCUUAUCAGCAUCGUUCGAAACUUUAACAUUUAAUACAUCACGGUUGACCGCUGUCGAAACUAUAAAUUCUAUUUGUACGUGUGCGAGAAAGCUACGAAAUAUCGUAGAUACGGACUGCAAACUACUUGUGACAACGAUGUAGAUUGCCCUAGGCCUAGCGCUAUUCCAACAGACUUCAAUUUUCUUUAGCCGCCAUCCGUAUAUUACAGUAUUUCGUUUUGAAAUUUGCGAACAUACAGCAAUCUAUAUUUAUAUUUCAUUUUGAUAAGUAAAUUUGCAAACGUAAACAAUCUGUGUGAUUGGCCAAUUUUGACAUCUGUUUAAAGUGGGCGUAGCCCGCAGGCUAAGUGGGCGGAAACGGCAAAGCAUGGGGUUUCGUGCAGGCCCUACUUUCUCUGAGAGCCGUUACGCAGGCUAGUGUAAACUAUUUCUAGUAUACUAUAUAUAUAUAUAUAUAUAUAUAUAUAUAUAUAUAUAUAUAUAUAUAUAUAUAUAUUGUUUGAUGGAUGCUUAAUUAAAGGCCGAGUGACUAGCACAGAACACACCAAAAGCAAUGGAUUGUGGAGUGGAGCAGCCCUCCGUCUGGAAAAUGUAUAUUCAGUGUCGCAGAAUGCAGCCCCUGCGUGGUUAUUACGAGUGGCAAUAGCCUGCCGCACACGAGAGCAACUUACUGAGCUAACCGCCUCGUGAGGCAGCUAGCUCAGCUAUGUAUUUUCACCGCACACGUUGGGAAAACUACUCAACAACAACAUAAUUGACAAAAUCAUUUGCAUUUUCCUCCAUUUUGUCGCAAGUCACAUGAAGAAACCAUGGUUUGUCAAUGGCUAAUUGAUUCAAACAGCUGAGCACUUAGCUCACAACAUCCGCAGACCCUGAGAUUUUUACCUCGCGAGGCGAAAAAUAUCAAACACGAUAGAUAUUUUCCUUAAGGCCUCGAGAGGUCAAAUCCUCACGAAAACUAUCCGCCUCGCGAGGCGGUUUGCAAGCCACUCGUGCUUUGUUGCUUUAUACAACAAAAAGUAUACAUUUAAUAAAAUCACUUAAAAUACUAGAGAUUUCUUCGUGGGAUGUUCUGACGUAUAUGAUUAGAAAUCUGCACGGGUUAAUUUAUUUUCAUUAAGCGAACGAGCGCAGAUGUAGUGAGCGAUUGAGUUGUGCGAAAAUACAAUAAUAAAGCACUUGAGAUUUUUCUUCCAUUGAAAUACGUGUUAACAAUGUUAGCCUUAAUGAAGAUGUUUAGUAUACAGCCGGUUUAACUUGUCAUCUUUAAUAUCGUUGUCUUGGGAAAAAUAACUAUAGCCUUCGUACCUUAAUCAAUGGAAAACUGUUAUUGAAUGCAGAGUAGAUUCACGGCUGGAAUUUCUCGCCUUUUCGGGUUACUUUGUUAAUUUCGGCCGAAGCUGUUUUAUCCCUUUAUUUAUCCCCUUAUUUCAGUAUCUUUACUGCAUGAAUCGUAUUUCAGAGACCCACAAAUGGAAAAUUUGGCGGUGGUUCAUGCCCCAAGGCCUGCUUUGAAGAGCCCCUUUGUUAAAAUUUUGGGACUACGCCACUGCCAAAAUAUAUGUCCACAACUGAAGGGGAACCUUCGUAACGAUACACGGGAAAUAUGAAACAGCCGGCUUUGUAGCUGUAGUAGUUUAGAUUUAGAAUUUCUCACGUGAUCCAUGCAUGAAAGCGAUCUUUAAAUUGUUAAUGCUAACAUUAAUAUCUAGCCUGAACUGAACGUUAAUUACCAAUGUUUUUGUGGGCGUCUUAUCUAGGAUUUACCAGAUUAUUGUUCUAGAAGUUAAGGAUGGGCAAUUGCGGGACGUAAAUGUACGAGUCACAAGAUACUACGAAAAUAGAACAAAAGGAGAACCAUAUAUCACUGCAGAAUUUAAAGCCGAAGACUUUAAAAAACAUGAAAAAUUCAUUGUUGGAGACGGACAAUCACUCAAUGCACGACGACGAAGAAAGCGAGCUGCAGGUAAAAGCAAAUAUUAUUAUGAUAAAACUUUGAACACAAGUCAUAUUUUCUCUGGCAACGUGUUAGCAACGGUUAAGGUUUAACCAUGGUCUAUCAAGAUAUGAUGGUCUGGAAACUAAACAUGCAGAGGUCAUUACACCGGCCGUAAGGCCCAGUGUUGAGGUUCCAUAUUUUCUGUACGAAAAUUCUUCGUUUCUUUCGUCAACGUGAAAUCAACAGGUGGGAAAUUUGCUGUCGCUGGUCAGUAAAUUGCGGGCGCUAGCUAAAAUUUUGUUUUAAAUUAUUAAAAUAGCAAAAACAAGUUUUUGGGCUUCUCGUUUGGGAAGGAACCGUGGAUGUGCAAGAAUUUAAGAUCGUUUAUUCAAAUGCUGUUGAAAAAUGUCCUGGAUAAAAGACUUUAAACUGAAAUCGGGCAAUUAUAAACUAAUUAUUUCUACGACGAAAUAUUGACGAAAUUUAACUUUUCCCGAAGAUGCAAGUUGUUUUCACCCCCUGCCGGGACAGAUGAAAUUAAAAAACUAAACUCACGGUGGGUUUAAAAUUUAUUUCUCACGCAUUUUUUACUCAGAAAUACCUUUAGAAAGUUUAUUUAUGAUUAAAUCCUUGAAAACACUUAGUGCAAAAAUCGUGAUUUUGCUAAAAAUAGGAGAAAGCUAAAUUUUCAACUUAAGAUUGUAAAAAAAUCUAGUCGAGAGCCAAAACGAGAGUAUCUCUUGAAAUGAUUCUUCAAAGAUUUCUUGAUUCACUAAUCAAGUAUUUUUGAUAUGAAAAUAUUACGGGUUGAUAUCAAGAACGGCACAACCGUCUAAUAGUCUGUAAUAGUCUGAAUAGGUGCCUCUGAAUAUUCCGCUAGAAAUUGCAUGUGUUUGCUAAUCCUGUUUGUAAAAGCAUAUCCGUUGGCGUUGAAAGACUAGAGUCUAUUGAUUCAGAAAAUAUGAUCAGUUUUGCAAUCAUGCGAAUACGUUUCCCUCUCUGUCCAAUUCAAUACAGGGUGAUUUAUGGGGGUCAAGAUUAGCACAAUGAAAUAAAAAAUAGGUACGUUAGGCGUACAUGUAUCUGCGCAAAGGAAUUGCGUCUUUGCUAUGAAAAAAUUUCAUUCACAAUUAUUGAGUAAAGUUUAUAUUUCGAAGUGACUACACGUAUAGCCGGCAGCCGGCUGUAUAGUCACUUCGAAAUAGUAGUCUCCUUCGCAGCCGCUCUUUGUGUCGAGGUUUCACCCCACGAGCGGCUGCUCCCUCGAGCACAGCAUUCCAUAAUUCCAUUCCCUUUGGAAAAUAUCUAAAUAAAUUUAGCGAGAUAAAUAUCUUAACAAGUCAAAGGUCAUGUUUCUGAAAUUUAGAAAAACUUUUUUUGUUUCUGAAAUUUAAGAAUACCUUGAUCGAGUUAUUUUUCAGACCAGUGACAUAGGCUCCCAGGCUCUUUCUUCGGGGAAGGAAAGACCCUGGUCGGAGCUGGUCACGUGGCUCCCAGAUUCUGGGUGCUAAAUUGAAAUUGUACUCAAGGAGGGGUGGUAGAGGAGUGCGCUUGGAAAAUCACAACUUCUGUGUUAUAGAUUUGACAAAAUUAAAAUUUGCAACAGAAAUCCUGAAAGAUUUCGUAUUUACUUUGACUCGACUUCCUCUAUAUCAUUGAGUGUUACAUUAAUCAAGCGAGAAGCUGGAUCAGAUUUCAGUGGACAUCAAGGCUUCAAUGGCAACGAAAGGACGCUUUUCGCCGUAAAAAUCUUCUAGAGCGAACCGCGAACGAUAUGGUUGUUCCUGUCCGAUAUGUAAACCCAACGGAUUUACCUCGUGUAGAGACGUAGAAUUGCUAUAAAAUAGCAAGAUCCUGUGAUCCCGUAGCCUACGGUGUACCGUAGGCUAGUGAUCCCGCCAACUGUGUGUAAAUUCUAAACAUGCUCUCCCGACUGUGAAAAGCCCGUCAAAGACUGUGAUAUAUGUAAACCGUUUCAUGCGUUUUGACAUCGCUGAGACUCUAUGAUCAAGAAUUAUGUCGAGGUAUAGCUCUCUGUAAUCAAACGUAUGGUAAAGUCAAAGACAAAGAUUCUUUCGUUGCGUGCGGUACAGUUUGAAUAUUUUAAUUAUACAAAAGACUGUAUACUGUAUAUAUAAAUAAUUUCGUAUAAUGAAGUAAUCGUCCAAUAAGGAUGGUUGAGUUGAAACGUGCAACCAUGAUGAUUUGUGCAUGGUGAGGUACAGUUCAACAUCAAACAAAGGUCUUCUAUUUUGUAGCUCUGAAGUUUGCCGGGAUUCCAGACCAUCAUAUCCUGACAGACUAUGUUUUAACUUAUGACUGACGAGAUAACUUUUUUACUGAUGAGAAAGGGGGGAAUGAUUGACGUCCAAAGAACAAACCGUUACCGCAUAUAAAUAUUGCCUUUAAGCUGGUUGUACGUCUUUUUGUGUUUGCCCAUGCAUUAAUCACCUGGUAACCAGGACCGGUAUAAUGAAACCUGGGAACGAAUUUAGGUCUGUUCUACAAAUUAUUCGACAUGAAAUAAGUGAUUUACAACCAGAUUAGUACAAAAUUAAAUUAAACUACCCAGAUAGUUCGUAUUGAGGAACUCACGCAUGCAGACAAACUUGUCUUUGCUCAAGUCUCCUGAUAUAGAACAUCUCUCUUGUUUUUCCCUCGUUUAGAUAAUAUUCGUAAUGGUCCACUCAACGCUGGCUCUACCUACCGACUAUUACAACGUGGUCUUGAUGAUAAACGCAACGUUAUUGAAACUGGAGAAUGGACCGAGGAAAUAUCAACACCGGAGAGAAUUGUGCCACCAAAUGGUACCUCGAGUGUCGGUGUUAUUGUUGGUGUUGUUGUGGCCGUUAUCUUAAUCAUAGUAAUUGUAUUGGGAGUUUUCUUGUAUUUGAAGAGACGAAAGGUUGAAGAGAGCAAGCCAUUCGUUGGUAAGUAGGCCUAUGUUCUAACAAUUCUGAAGCUAUACAAUCGUGGCAAACAUUCUGUGGACAAUUAGUGGAAAACUAAAAUAUUAAUGUUCACAUAUGCACAAUUUGGCCUGCCUUUGUAACCCCCCCACCUCCGUACAAUGUUGACUUUGAUAAUGUAUUUCACAAAGCUUUACCUUCACUUAUGUAUUAGCCUUUCAACAUUGAAAGGGCCAGCGGGGGGGAUGCGAAAUGCUGUUUUUGCAAGAAUGAUAUAGGGCAAAGCACGUAUUUACACUUGCGCGCGCUGUCCAAAAUAAUUUUUCCCAUGAUUGUAGCUCUUACGAGGAGGGGGCUUGGGACUGGUUUUUCAAUAUGUCUUAUACAUUCAUGGUCUUAGCUAAAAGGCCGUGUUAGCGUGAUCAAGAGCGGAAAAACGCGACAAAAUAAAUUGAACAUGGGUUGAUUAUUUAAAGCCGGUGUGGGUUUAUCAUAAAGUAUGUUGCUAUUUACAGCAGACAGAAUUUUCCCCUGUUUAAUAAACUCUCUAAGAAAGUUUGUUAAGUCUAAUUUGUGGAAAUACACGAUACUUUUAUGAAAGGUUUAUAUAUGUAAUAGCAACCUUAUUGGUGUCAAAAUAUAUAGAAAGCUGGGUUGAUAGGAUCUACACUGGCACAGACUGUUCAAAAUUCAAAAUAUAGCCUUACAUUCACCCCAAGAAUCUCAAUAAUAACUCAUUGUAAUGUAAUAUGAAAUAUGUUGGCCUUGUAUUUGGUCGUAUCGUAGAACAACCAUGCACAUGCAUGUAUUGGCUAUUGUUGGCAAGCAUAAUUGUUGAAGGGAUUUGUAGAUGGAAUUUUUAUACAUAUAUCAGACCUAACCAGGAGCAGUUGCGAAAAAUACAACUAUACGUCCUCUAGCAGGACUCGAACCUGCGGACUUGCGCUUCUGAUAUUUAUAAGUACUACAAUCGUGGACAUAAUUGGUCCCCCUAUAGAAAAUUCACAUAUUUUUAUGAUAAACUCCAUGUUGAAUCAUGUUGCCUUUCUUAAGCCCCCGCUCCCCCAACUCAAUGUUGACCUUGUGUCAUGGUAUAUUACCAAAUGUUGUUUCGGCGUUGUUCACAACAUUGAACUGGGGGGAGGGGGAGACAAAGUUUGUUUUGUCAGUGUUCAAUAACUUUGCAGCUGAUCUUUAUGGACAUUUAAAAAUGAAUUUAUUUGUUUACUUUAUUAGUAUUCACUGCCAAUGGGGACAAUCUCAUUGACAUGCAUUUACAGUGUAAAUCUAGUGAUGCGUGCGUCUUGAUUCUAAUAAAUCGUCCUACUUCUGAAUUAAUAUUCAUAACUUUCAUAAACAUCCCUCUAACAUGACUAUCUGGUCUUUACUGUUGUAGCCUUAUUUAUUAUUCAUCAAUUUCACUAAAACAAUUGGUUAUUCUGGGUGGUUUGUGCACGCACUGAAAUUUAGAAACACUCUUAAAAUCUUAAAUCCUAGCUAAACCCUGUAUACAUGGAAAUCAGCAGGAUUUUGUUUCAGAUGUAGAAGCCCCUCAUAAUUCAUUUGCUUUCUGUUUUCUUCAGUAACAAGACGCUCUGCGGAGCGUUAACUCGCUGGGAAGUGGGGCCAUACAACAACGCACAUUAGUGUACAAUCGAAUACUAGCGUGAAAGGCUUAAUAACACAGUACUAAAAUGCGGAGGCCCUACAAGUAAAGACUAAAGUUAUAUUUAGUACGCUACAUUCUUCUAGUCAAAACUGUCAGCCGCCAGUUGGUCUAGGAUUAAACUGCGCUUUAAAACGUUCAAAAUAAAAUAUUUGGGGGGCUUUUUGGCUCAAAAUACUAUCAAAAUGAAGCGAGAAGUGAGACGAAUCCACUGGUAUACGGCCGAAAAACAGAAAACCAAUAAUACCAAAGUUAUCAAAGAUCAAACGUACUGCAUUUUUUUAUAGUUUAAUUAUUAAUUUUGAGCGUCAAUACAAUUUCGCUUGGCUUUCAAAGACAAAGGCCAUAAAUCGCUAGAACACUGUUGUUUAGUAAUACAUUUGACAUCCGUAAUUAGUACAAUUUCUAACGCUGAAUCGGGCGGUGGUAUUUUUAUCCUUAUUGCGCCAUUAGGCAUUACAAAUACACUAUGAAACGUACUGCGAGUGAUUUGUCAAUAAUACGUUUUCGUACUGUACUGUAAGCGAUUUUCAACAAAUACAAUUUCGCUUGAUUUUCAAUUCAAAGGCCAUAAAUCGCUAAAAUACUGGUGCUUAGCAACACAUUUGACAUCCGUAAGUAAUAUUUCUUACGCUGAAUCGAACGGUGGUAUUUUUAUCCUUAUUGCGGCAUUACAAACACAAGGACAAACCUGUGGACAAACGUAGUGCGAGUGAUUUGUGCUCAAGAAUUCGUACUGCGAACGGUUUGUGAACAAUACAAUUUCGCUUCAUUUUCAAAGGCCAUAAAUCGCUAAAAUACUGGUGUUUAGUAAUACACUUGUAAGUACAAUUAAUUUCUUACGCUGAAUCGAACGGUGUCGCUUUCUUCUCAAAAUAUAAAAGCAGCACAGCCAAAUUAAUAUAACAGUCGAAGGUUGCUGUUUCCAUGUCGAAAUUCCUUGUAAAAUUGUUCAAUUUUCCCGAAUUUUCCUCAAAACGCAGGGUUAUUUAUGGAUAAUUUGGGUAAAAAUUGGCAGAAGCCGCAGGAGCUUUAUGGAUAAUUUGGGUAAGAAUUAGGGAGCUCAUUAAUAUUCUAUUUUGUGGCUAUCGAUCCACGAUCCACUAUCCGAGAAAAAUCCGAGCCGAAACCUAUACUCGCCCGGGGCACAGGUGCCCCAGCGAGUAAUUAUGAAUGAAAAUGACAUAACAGUAUGUUUUUUGUAUAUUUAAAUUAUUUUUCUAAUACAUUUUUAACCUUCGUAGCUGCUGACGGACCUGCCAACCAUGGUUUUCAAUCUGGAGAAGUUAUCGCAAUGAGUGACUUCAGUGAGCAUUGUCGAAUUCUUGCAGCAGAUUCAAAUUAUCUUUAUUCCCACGAAUACUCACAAAUACCUCGCAAGAACGCUAGCCUGACGAUGCACCACGCACAGAAUCAAGUUAACCGAGAGAAGAACCGUUAUAACAACAUAUUGUGUUACGAUAGUACUCGUGUUAUUCUCAAAACUGAUCCAACAGGGAAUGACUAUGUCAAUGCAAGUCGCUUGGACGGUUUUGAAAAAGAGAAGGCUUAUAUUGCGUCACAGGGCCCGCUGGAGAACACGUGUGAAGAUUUCUGGAGAAUGGUAUGGGAAAAUGUAACAAGUACAGUUGUGAUGGUAAGUGCAACUAUUUCAUUUUACGAUUUAGUGUGUUGUACUGCUCUGUUCUGUGAUGAUUUUACGAUUUAGUGUGUUGUACUGCUCUGUUCUGUAAAGUGAACUUAAUUAACUAACUUUAUUCUACUUGAUUGUUAUCAUUUUUAACCUGUUUUCCUUUAACUACAUAAAUGUUUUUGUUAUUUUAGGUAACCGGUUUGGAAGAAGGUCGUAAAAUAAAAUGUCAUCAAUAUUGGCCAUCAACAGGCAGUAUGGAGUAUGGACCGUUUGUCGUUACUUUACUGGAGCAAAUUGAACUUACUGAUUAUACAAUCAGAACAUUUACCGUUUCUGAAG